Molecule: messenger RNA, 1158 nt
Organism: Saimiri boliviensis boliviensis (Bolivian squirrel monkey)
Lineage: Eukaryota; Metazoa; Chordata; Mammalia; Primates; Cebidae
Product: keratin, high-sulfur matrix protein, B2C-like
Cellular component (GO): keratin filament
Source: RefSeq, a predicted model, not a curated record
CUCCUCUCAGCAACCUAACUCUCAACCCAAAUCCCGACACCAUGGCCUGUUGUCAGACCAGCUGCUGCCAGCCAAGCUGCUGCCAGACCAGCUUCUGCGGAUUUCCCAGCUGCUCCACCGGUGGGACCUGCGGCUCCAGCUGCUGCCAGCCAACCUGCUGCCAGACCAGCUGCUGCCAGCCAAGCUGCUGCCAGACCAGCUGCUGCCAGCCAACCUGCUGCCAGACCAGCUGCUGCCAGCCAAGCUGCUGCCAGACCAGCUCCUGCGGAACCGGCUGUGGCAUUGGUGGUAGCAUCGGCUCUGGCCAGGAGGGCGGCUAUGGAGCUGUGAGCACCCGUAUCAGGUGGUGCCGCCCAGAUUGCCGGGUGGAGGGCACCUGCCUGCCCCCUUGCUGUGUGGUGAGCUGCACGCCCCCGUCCUGCUGCCAGCUGCACCAUGCCCAGGCCUCCUGCUGCCGCCCAUCCUACUGUGGGCAGUCCUGCUGCCGCCCAGUCUGCUGUUGCUCCUGCUGUGAGCCCACCUGCUGUGAGCCCGCUUGUUGAAAGCUGGCUUGCUUAUUUUCAGUUGCAUAGGUCACAGUAUCUCUGAACUGUUCAUCUCUUGACCACUCCUGGACCACUAGCAAGUUCUCAGACUUUUAUUGCUUUUCCUGUGAUGGAGACUACUAAGUAUAUGAGCUCACAAUUCUACCUGACUCCAUUCUACAAUGAAUACCUUGACCCUUCACUGGGGACACAGAAAGGCUACAAAGCCACCUGUGGAUCAUCAAUUUUGCUUGGGAUAUACUGUUUCUCAUAUUACUGCAGGAUUAAAAAUUACCCACAUGUUGUGGAAUUUAUCCAUGAGAACUAUCCAGAAGUCUAAUGUUUCCAUGCUUUAUAAUCUAUUUUUAUCUUCUAUUUACCUAAAAUUUUUUGCAACAUCAAAGACACCAAAUUAUACCCAAGUGACAUUCCUUGGAUGUCACCAGAGAAAAUCGAAGCUCAUCACCCAACAUUCAGCUUCUAAGAAGUAGGCCGGACUUUCUACAUUUUAACAUCUGAUCCAUUCCUUGGUUUUUGGAUCAUAAUAAUCUUGCCUGCUGGACUAUUUCAGUUAUAUCUGUGAUACCGUAUCUUCUGUCAUUUCUUAAUAAACAUUAUGUACUAGGCAAAGAAA